ACGUUAUCCGCCAGACCCUGAUCCCUACCUCCAGGACGUUAUGGCGGCCAAGGUGAUGGAUAACUCCUCUCAGCUGUUCGUGAACUGGACCGCGGCACAAGGCGUCGGUAACUGUGUCGUCACCUACAGGAUCACCUGGCGCCCCGUCAGUGAGAGUAAUGGUAGUGGUACAUCUUACACCACCUCGCUGAGCCACACCAUCACCCAGCUGGAGGCCUGGACCACCUACCAAGUGUGUGUGGCCGCCACGACUAAAACAAAAUACAAUAAUGACAAAUGUACCAACACAACGACAGACGAGGACACCCCGGGACCUCCAGCCAUCACCCGGAUACAUUCUACAACUUCAGACUCUUUACUGGUGGUGUGGGAGCCCCCAGAGAAGCCCAGAGGCAUCAUAACAAACUACAGUGUUACCUGGAACACGUCGGUCGUGCCCGGUGUCACUGGAAACAUCACCCAGUACACUAUCACCAGCCUGGAGGCGUGUACCCUCUACAAUAUCACUGUCAAGGCCGCCACUAUCAAAGGUUAUGGUGACUGUGUUGACGCCAAUGGUACUACAGGUUCUAAGCCUCCAGAGGCAACACAGAAGGUCAGCUGUGACCUGCCCACUUCCCCUCACGACCUGACCGUCUCAUGGUCGAGUAUCACGUCAAGUUGUCCAGUACUGAGGUAUACAGUAAACUACACUGGUCACGUGCUGUGGUCACACGACAAUACACACGGCUCACGAGACACAGACACCAUAUAUGUGGACUUGAGGAACUUAACACCGUGGACGGCUUACAACGUGUGUGUAGCUGGAGUGAUUGUCAACAACAUUGUUGGUGCCUGGAACUGUUGCCAAGCCACUACCCCGGAGUCAGCACCAGGGCCGCCAGCCUCCCUUAACCUAACAGACAAGAGCAGCAGCAGCGUCAAGGUGUGUUGGGAUGAACCCGUCCAGCUGAACGGUGAGCUGACCCUCUACCAGCUGAUCUGGGGAGCCAACAACAAGAGCCUAUCCCACAACCUGACCUCCUACACCAUCUCUGGCCUCCAGUCCAACUCACUAUACAAUGUUACACUACAGGCGGGGACGGCGGCAGGUGUUGGACCACCUGUAUGGGACGCGGUGACCACAGACAAGGGCGUCAAUGUUGGAGGCAUCGUGGCGGGUGUGGUGGUGGGCGUCCUGCUGUUGGCUCUCAUAGUCGCUGCUGUCGUCUUCAGGGACAAACUGAAGGACAAGAUGAAGAAAAGAACACCACCCACGUCACCCCCGCCGGAGUUGCCUAUGACAUCUCGUCCGCCGAGUGUCGUCGUCAGCACCGAAGUGAAGAAGAAUGAGCUGCACGAAUAUAUCGAGUACCUGGAGGGGGACACCCAUCGUGCCCUCGAUGCAGAGUUAGCGCAAAUUGACGAACAGAGUCCCAGCUUCCCACACUUCCAUGCCAGAAAGGACUUUAAUAAACCCAAGAACCGCUUCCAAAAUAUUUAUCCAUUCGACCACGCGAGGGUGAAGCUGUCUCCCAUACCCGGCGUGGAGGGCUCUGAGUACAUCAACGCCAGCUACGUCCUGGACAUACACGAGAGACCUUACUUCAUCGCCACCCAGGGCCCCAAGCUGAACACCGUGAAGGACUUCUGGAGGAUGGUGAUGGAAAGGAGUGUACACCAUCAUCAUGCUCUCCAACGUCAGGGAGAAGGGCAGGUGGUGUACAGAAUGUAUCCUAAUGAAACUUGCAUCAACAUCGGCAGCUACAUCAUCCGCAACCACAGGGAGGAGAGGCAAGAACUGUACUCCAUCAGGUACCUGGAGGUGGCGGCGGGUGAGCAGAAGAGGAUGGUAAAGCAGUACCACUUCACCGCCUGGCCAGACUUCGGAGCUCCAAAACACGUCACUGACCUCCUCGACUUCAUGGCUGAUAUCCGCUCCACUAUGCCGACCAAUGGUGACCACCUCCUAGUACACUGUAGCGCUGGUGUGGGACGGACAGGGACGUUUAUUGGACUGUGGAACCUAAUAGACGAGGCUGACGCAGACACGACAACCGAGUACGUCAACAUCAAGCAGACAGUGAUGAAGAUGAGAAAACGACGACCCAUUAUGGUCCAGUCCACGGAACAGUUCUUGUACCUGACUAAAUGCAUCUCGGCGUACUUAGAAGCACCUCACCUGUGGGCCAAACAACAAGAAGACGACAACCACAUCUACGACAACGGUGCCUUCGAGGACAACGACGACCCUAUCUAUGUUAAUACUUAGAGCUAAUACUACUCCUUACUCCAAGUGUUACCGCCUACUACAAGAUCCACCACUGACUACAAGAGGUACUGAGAGAGUGGUGGCUUUUGUAGUGAGUGUUAGCUCUCAUUACAAGAGCUUCCACUCACUACAAGACCUGCCAUUCACUCCAAGGCCAACCACAGGAGAUAUGAAAAAUUUCUUUCUCGUAUGCAAAUGUGUUCAAGUUUCACCUAAUGUAAGCAGUCAACAGAAAUGAACCAAGUUAGCUGUGUGUCUUCAGAAAAACUCUCUUGACAGAAGCUACGAGUCAGUCCACAGGCAGGCGUUAAAGUUAACCUCAAGCAGGAGAGUCUGUACGUCUGUGUUGGCUGUAGUUACUCUUACAACAAGUUAUUUCGACUCAUUGAUAAGCAGAGGUGUGAUUAUUUACAACCAGUCGUUUGUAAAUAGGUUUGUGUUUUCCAGAUACUCAAGAAUAAGUGGGUAUAAUCCACCCAAGCCUUAAUCAACGUGUUUCUUUAAUUAUAAAUGGGCUUUUUUCCAUUCAGGUUUAUGAAUACUAAAUCCUCACUCACUGACUCACUAGCUGACAGGCGGAUUCACUCACUGACUAAAUAAUUUUCUUUUUCACCAGCCCGAACGAACGUGAACAGCUUAUGAUCAAUUAGUAACCACUUUUGUAACAGUUAAAACAAUUCUGCUUCACUUAGAAAACUGUCUCAUCAUAUCUUCACUUAAUACCACAGAUUUAAGUGACCUAGGUAUUUCUGACUCACUUACAUGUUUAUUAUUCACCCUUCUUAACAUCAGUGUUUGUAUAAGUGAAUCGUAGUGAGUAUUAUUGCAAGGUUUACUCUCUAGGUGGUAACACUUGCUUGUCUGUCUUCUUGAUAUGAAAGUAAACCUAUAGUAGGUCACAAUUUUAACUUCUUGACACUUUCUCUAGUUAUAAACAUAAAACUAGUAUUCUAUUCGAUAUGUAAAUUCGUUGGUGAUAUUAUUUACUCAAACCAUAGCAUUAAGAGGGUGGAAAUUAACAGUGGUGCUACAGAUUUCAUGUAUAUUGAAAUAGUGAGACAAGUCCAUGUUGAUCAAUGUACAGCACUCCGUUCUGAAUGAUGUUUACUACGGUGUUGUGUGUUUUACUUCGAGCUCCCUGUCAUGUCCUACAUCACACGUGUUAUUUCACUACUGGCUGAGGUUCUCACACACGUAGACCCUCCAGGCCUUCUUUGGGAGACAAAAUCGUCGAACUCAAGAAGAACUGAUGGAGAGGUGAGGACUUCUUUCGCCUGUGGAUUAAUACAGACAGAUAAUAAUAAUGAUGGUGGUGGUGCUGGUGGUCCACCCUAAACCACAUCCACACCCUGCAGGAGUACGGGAGUGUGAGGGAGACUAGGCCAAGAUGUAUAGUCACAUUACUCAUGAUGAAUAAAGCGGUUUCUAUUGGAUGAGUCGAUAAUAUGAACCCAUUCCGAGAUGCGACUGUCUGUGUGAUACAUAAUUAUUAAGUUACCUCAUUGAUAAGACGAUGGAAACUGGACCUCCAAGGUAAAGUGUUUCAGUAAAAUCGUUAUACAAGAUUACCAUUGGUAUGUAUAUAGACAAUGCAGUUAUACAGUUCAGCAUGUGUAUAGACAACGCAGGUAUACAGUAUAACAUAGACCGUGCUGGUAUACAACGAUAGUAAACAGUAUAGUAAUUCGAGUUAGGAUAAUCGACCAAAUCAUCAGACUCUUAAUCUAAAGAUUCAUUGGUCCCCUUCAGUAGUCUAGUAACCUAGUUUAGCCUCACAUGAAUUUUGGAACAUUGAACCUUCGAAGAAAGGAACCUGCUGAAAAAUGAACCUUCGGACCAAUGAAUCAUCAUAACAUAAGCCACUUAGUCUCAUUUUGUGUUGUCUCCUGAGGAAUGACUCUUAGGUCCUGUCUCCAUCUUCCUUGACAGUUUUACUCGCGGUGCUGUUCACUUGUGCUCUGUGGAUGUUCUUUGUGAUAAUAUUUAGUUGUAAAAAUGUUAGAGUACUGUACCUUGUGAAGAUGAUUAUUAUUGUUAGAAUUAUUGUUAAUUGAACAAUAUACCUGUAUGUUCGGCUUUGUAAUUAAAUAAAACACUAUUUAAAAAAACAUUUAAGUAU
Homarus americanus (American lobster) is the source of this 4370-nucleotide messenger RNA. Its product is annotated as phosphatidylinositol phosphatase PTPRQ-like. NCBI's taxonomy places the organism in Eukaryota, Metazoa, Arthropoda, Malacostraca, Decapoda, Nephropidae. The record is from RefSeq and is a predicted model, not a curated record. Gene Ontology annotation, biological process: protein dephosphorylation. The coding region runs from base 41 to 2251 and encodes 736 amino acids. Gene Ontology annotation, molecular function: protein binding; protein tyrosine phosphatase activity. The transcript is spliced from 14 exons.